GCAUCUUCCCCAGCUGCUGCCUGCCUUGCACUUAUCUAAGGAGUGAGGAAUCAUCCUGAACGACCUUCAGCCUCAGCUUCUGCGGUCUUCAUCCUCCCUCUGUCAGCCAGGAGCAAGAAUGGAAGCUGCCAAUAAGGAGUAUUUUUGUCAAAUGGAUAAAAAUUGAUCGUCGGAUCUAUGAAUCUUCGGAGAAUGUAACUACAGAACUUGACAGUUGCAACAAUGGGAGCCAACAAUUCAAGUAAAACCCCCGUGUGUGAUGAAAAUGAAGAAGUCAAUUUUAAUCAUUUUGAAAUUCUGCGAGCAAUAGGAAAAGGCAGCUUUGGAAAGGUCUGCAUUGUUCAGAAAAAUGAUACAAAGAAGAUGUAUGCCAUGAAAUAUAUGAACAAACAGAAAUGUGUGGAACGCAAUGAGGUCCGAAAUGUUUUCAAAGAACUGCAGAUCAUGCAAGGACUGGAGCAUCCGUUUCUAGUGAACCUGUGGUAUUCAUUUCAAGACGAAGAGGACAUGUUUAUGGUUGUGGAUCUCCUACUUGGUGGGGACUUACGAUAUCAUCUGCAGCAAAACGUGCGAUUUACCGAAGCCUCCGUAAAGCUUUACAUCUGCGAACUGGCUUUAGCCCUUGACUACCUUCAGAGCAAAAGUAUCAUUCACAGGGACAUCAAACCAGACAAUGUUUUACUUGAUGAGCAAGGACAUGUCCAUAUCACAGAUUUCAAUAUUGCUACUUUGGUCAGUAAAGGAACAAAAAUAACCACGGUGGCUGGAACAAAACCUUACAUGGCUCCAGAGAUGUUCUGCCCCAGAGGACAGAUUUGCUAUUCUUUUGCUGUAGACUGGUGGUCAUUAGGGGUCACUGCCUAUGAACUUCUUCGUGGCAGAAGACCUUUCCAUAUUCAUUCAAGUACUGCAGCCACAGACAUUGUCCACGUGUUUCAUACAGCCACUGUGACCUAUCCCCCUGCCUGGUCCAAAGAAAUUGUUUCCUUACUACACAAACUGUUAGAUAGAAACACAGAGGAGCGGUUUUCCAGCUUAGAGACUAUCCAAGACUUUCCUUAUUUAUCAGAUGUAAACUGGGAUGCUGUGCUGCAGAAAAAGCUCUCACCUGAAUUUAUCCCAACGAAAGGCCGACUAAACUGUGAUCCAACAUUUGAACUUGAAGAAAUGAUCCUGGAAUCGAAACCUCUCCACAAGAAAAAGAAAAGGCUAGCAAAAAAAGUCAAGGACACUGGGAAGUCUAAUGCAACUCUGAAUGGCAAUCUGCAGAAACACUUGGACUCCGUGGAGAGAGACUUCAUUGUUUUCAAUAGAGAAAAGUCAUAUUCUAAACAGCUUGCAGUGCAUCAAGUGAACCUAUUUUUCUGUCUGUCUGUCUGCCUGUUUAUCUGUACCCUUAUUUUUCCUAAAUAAAAAUAUAUAAUGAUAUA
Molecule: messenger RNA, 1430 nt
Organism: Xenopus laevis (African clawed frog)
Lineage: Eukaryota; Metazoa; Chordata; Amphibia; Anura; Pipidae
Gene: stk32a.S
Product: serine/threonine kinase 32A S homeolog
Biological process (GO): G protein-coupled receptor signaling pathway; regulation of signal transduction
Molecular function (GO): G protein-coupled receptor binding; kinase activity; nucleotide binding
Source: RefSeq, marked provisional